Messenger RNA from Paramisgurnus dabryanus, 2318 nucleotides. It is a transcript of the gene cdab, whose product is annotated as cytidine deaminase b. Gene Ontology annotation, molecular function: zinc ion binding; cytidine deaminase activity. Gene Ontology annotation, cellular component: cytosol. The record is from RefSeq and is a predicted model, not a curated record. Lineage: Eukaryota; Metazoa; Chordata; Actinopteri; Cypriniformes; Cobitidae.
ACACAUUAAACACAGAAAGUCGGGGAGGAGGAAAACCUGGGAAACUGGGAUUGGUUAGAUGUCAGAUGUGGAAAAUCGCAAAACAAACAAACUGUCAAGCAGGUCUGCAGAGCCUCAGACAACACGACUGACGCAAAGCAACAUGAGCGACCUGAAGAUCAGACAUGCGGCGAGACGUGAAACGGCUAAGUUAAAUGCGCAGCUAUCGGGGGUUAAAGAGUUGAUUGGACAAUCUCUAGAUGCCAAAAAGUUUGCCUACUGUCCCUACAGCAAGUUCAGAGUUGGGGCGGCUCUUCUGACACACGACGGGACGGUUUUUACAGGCUGUAAUGUGGAAAACGCUUGCUUCAACUUAGGAAUCUGUGCAGAGAGAGUCGCCAUUUCAAAAGCUGUAUCAGAGGGAUUUAGAGAUUUCAAAGCCAUCGCAAUUGCAAGUGAUAUGAGCGACCACUUUAUUUCUCCUUGUGGUGGCUGCAGGCAGUUCAUGAGAGAGUUUGGUACUACCUGGGACGUGUAUUUGUCCAAACCUGAUGGCUCUUAUGUGGAAAUGAGAGUUGAGGAAUUACUGCCCGCGUCUUUCGGACCAGACGACUUAAAAGUGAAGAAAAUUAAGGUUUUAAAUGAAGUCUGAUGUGGUAGAGGAUUUUAGACAAGAAUGUUACUUAAAUGAGGAUCUAUACCUGAAAAUUUUGCUGAAAGAGGUGUUAAAGGAAUAGUUAAAAAUACACUUUUUGUAAUCAUUAUAUCACCUUUAAGUUGCUCCAAAUUUGCCCCCACUUUACUGACUUGAAUGAGUGAAAAACAAGCAAUGCAACGUUGCAAAAAUAUGUUUUUAGAACCAAAAAGCCUGACAUUUGUCAAAUUAAGUAUGUCGGAAAAUAACAUUAUCACAACCUUUUCAUAACGUGAAAAAAAAGAUAAAGUUUUUGUCUUUGCAUCAAACGCGUCUUCACGCAAGUUGAAAAUAUUCAACUUAAGCGAAAAAUUUGCAUGACACAAGUUUAAAUCCUGUGAGUAAUCUAGAGCGAGAAACGCAAUGCGGUGCAUUUGGUGUAUUUCACAUUAUAUGCACACUUAUGCUACGUACACACCAAAUGCGAAGCAACGCAUUCCUUGUUCUAGAUUACUUGUGAGUUUUAAUAUUGAGUUGAAUUUAUUCAAUUUACGCAAAGACACGUUUUAGGUGAAUGUUUUUGUGCCAAACGCACCGCCCAACUUGCGUCAUGAAAAUUGUCAAGUGAAAAAUUAGCAUGACACAAAGUUAAAUCCCGCGAGUAAUCUACAGCGAGGAAUGCGUUGUUUUGCGUUUGGUGUGUGUCCAGCAUUAUGGGACGUACACACCAAAGGCAAAUAGAUUGCAUACAAAUGUUAAAUCCAGCAAGUAAUCUAGAGCGAGCAACACAGCAUAAAAGUACUAAGGUGUCCUUUUUGAAAGGGAAAAACGAGCACUGCAACAAAAUGAAAGAUAAACUGAAGAAUGUUUUACACAGAAUGGAAAGCAAAAUAUUUCACCAGAUGAAGAUAGUAUGUCAUGAUAAUUGAAAUGUAAUAAUUUUCAAGCAAUGCACUUGUGAUGAUUUGGCCUUAAGAAAAUGAAGCAUGGUUAAACAAUUUAUUUGUAGUAAGUAACCACUAAUUUACUAUGUUCUUACCAUAAUAACAAUGGUAUUUGAUUGGUAGUAAAACUAUGGUAAUACAAAUUGUAAUUUAUCUGCUAAAAUCAUGGUUAUUACAAAAAUAAAAUGGUUAAUUUUCCAUGAUGAUAACUGUAAAUAUGGCUCACAGUGGAUGUGAAAUGAGAGUUGUGUCUUACUAUGCUAUUUUACUCCGAUUUUGAUGUUUACUUUAAAACUGUAAAUAUGAUAUGCACAAAAGUAAAGUGUUUCUAAAAUAUGAAAUUGUGCUUCUAAAAGCAGGGUAAAGAUGAAUGUCCAUCUUUAACUAUAGUAAAUAGUUGACUACUUGAGACAAAAAUAUUUGCCUACCCCUUAUCCAACAGGUAGCACAACAUGGGCACAGUCACCCUAAAAAUGUGAUCCACCAGUACUGUCAAUCUGAUGUCUAUAUGCCAUUGGAUCAAAGUGGUAUGAGUAUCAGUUACAGCUUGAUCAUUAAUUACAUGUAAAGUUUGCACUUUCAGCGCUUAACACCACCAUUAGAUCAAAGGAUUCAAAGGUCAAUUUAAAAAUUGGUUCAAUAAAAAGAACACAAAACUCUUUAUCCCUUAUAAAAUUUUAAAGACAAUGAAAAACAUGGUAAAUUUUUUAUUUAACUGCUCUGUUGAAUUUAAUGCAUUAAAGUGUUACAUGAUCACAUGA